Molecule: messenger RNA, 1059 nt
Organism: Alternaria hordeiaustralica
Lineage: Eukaryota; Fungi; Ascomycota; Dothideomycetes; Pleosporales; Pleosporaceae
Exons: 2
Coding region: 1-1059 (352 amino acids)
Biological process (GO): arachidonate metabolic process
Cellular component (GO): membrane
Source: RefSeq, a predicted model, not a curated record
AUGGAACCGAGCACAGCGUCGACGGGAAGACCUCGGUAUGGAAAGGGACUUGCGCUACUUUCACUAGACGGCGGAGGUAUCCGUGGUCUGUCGUCGCUGUACAUUUUACAACGUCUUAUGGAGCAGCUGGAUCCCGAGAACCCACCAAGGCCUUGCGAGUGUUUCGACCUUAUCGGUGGCACGUCUACGGGCGGACUCAUUGCACUCAUGCUAGGGCGCCUGCGUAUGACGGUCGCGGAAUGCAUCGAUGCAUACCACGAGCUUAUGCCGGCUAUCUUUGAGAAGGCCAAGCACCGCUACUCUAUCAGCAAGGGUAAACUCCAGGGGAGAUACGAUGGUAAAGCUAUAGAAGAGGGGGUUAAGCGCAUACUCAUGGAACGUAAUAUUAGACCAGACGAGCUUCUCAAAGACCCCGGCUCCACAUGCAGAACAUUUGUCUGUGUAACCAGGAAGACCGGUUCACAGAUAACGCUUUUCUCCAAUUACCCCAUACAACGCCGAUCGCGAGACUUGUACAACGCGGUGAAGAUAUGGGAGGCAGCUCGUGCUACUUCAGCCGCGACAACCUUCUUCGAACCCAUCAAGAUCCUCCACGAAGAGUUUGUGGACGGUGCCUUUGGUGCGAACAACCCGAUCGACGAAGUAUGGACGGAAGCUGGUGACAUAUGGACACGCAAUACUGGAGAAACACUAGAAGAUAACAUAAGUUGUUUUGUGUCCAUUGGAACUGGUAUACCGGCUUUUGGAAAAGUUGACGAGUCACUCGUUGGUAUGGUUCAGACGCUGAAAGCGAUAGCUACCAACUGUGAGAGCGCCGCCGAGAGAUUUCAACGACACCAUCCUGCGCUCGACGGGCGUUUCUUCCGUUUCAACGUGCCAAGAGGUCUUGAGAAUAUAGGGCUGGAAGAGAUCAACAAGGCAGGCGACCUCAUCGCUGCUACCAGACAGUAUCUAGAGUCACAAUCGGCUUUCCUCGAUAUCGAAAAGUUCCAGUCGGCCUUUCAGCAGCGACAGCGUACGUACCCUACGGAGCAGAGGGAAAGCGGACUGUCCAGCUGA